Molecule: messenger RNA, 2894 nt
Organism: Rubroshorea leprosula
Lineage: Eukaryota; Viridiplantae; Streptophyta; Magnoliopsida; Malvales; Dipterocarpaceae
Source: the annotation of a GenBank genome assembly
GGUGUUUGUCGUGGGCAGGGCAGUUUCUCCGUUUCUUGGCGAAAUGGCGUGGGCAUACCCAACUACCAAUCAUAAGGGACAGCCCACAUCAAUUUACGGGCUAUACUAAUUGGGCUAGAAGAUGUACAAAUUCUUUGAUGUCUGGAGUUUACACUUUCCCCAGGGCCCAGGGGUAGUAUGGUGUACCAUAACGCCUGACCACUGUUCUGGGGUCCUUUCCUUUCCCUUCACGUGAUUCUGAGUUUAUCAGUACCACAGCUGCCCCUCAGCAAUUACAUGCGUUGUCACGUACCGUUCGCUUCCCCCUCUCACCAUCACUUUGUGUUCCACCCAGUCUUCGCUUCGCCCAAGUAAAGCAAUGAAACUGACCAAUCAAACAAUCAAAAGAAACACAGCAAACAGUGCAAAUUGUUGAGCCCUCCCCUCGCAUUCUGUUUUCUUCCGCAGACAAUGUUCCUUCAGGAGAUGCUGGUUUUUCUUGCAUUAUUUAGCGUGGUUGCUUCUUCUUCAACCGUUCCUUCUCCUCAAGCCGUCUUGAACUCCUCGUCGUUUUCUGAUGUCGCCGCUCUUCUGGGUUUCAAGUCUAAGGCUGAUUUAAGAAACCACCUUGGUUUCUCUCAAAAUGCAAGCUCCCAUUUUUGUGAAUGGCAAGGAGUUACAUGCUAUGAGAAAAAAGUGGUGCGUCUCAUUCUCAAAGACCUAGAUCUCGGCGGGGUUUUCGCCGCCAACACUUUGUCUCUCCUCCACCAGCUCCGAGUCCUGAGUCUCCAGAACAACUCGCUCACUGGACCCAUUCCUGAUCUCUCUGGACUCCUCAGCCUCAAAAUCCUGUUUCUGGACCACAACCAUUUCACGGGUUCUUUCCCUCUUUCGAUUUUGUCCUUUCACAGGCUUAGGACGCUUGAUUUAUCCAGUAAUAAUCUCACCGGCUCGAUUCCCAGCUCGUUAAAUUCUCUAGAUUCGUUAUAUUAUCUUCGUUUGGAUUCAAAUCGGUUCAAUGGAACAAUUCCUCCGCUGAACCAAUCCUCUCUCGAAACCUUCAAUGUUUCAGGCAACAAUCUUACCGGUGCCAUCCCGGUGACCCCUACGUUGCUCCGAUUUGGGUUGUCUUCCUUUUCAUUAAACCCAGGUCUCUGCGGUGAGAUCAUCCACAAAGAAUGCCACCCGAGGCCGCACUUUUUUGGUCCCACGGCUGAGGUGGCGGCACCACCCCCAAAGGGGGUGCUAGCGCAGACUGCGGACGUGCACGGCGUCGAUUUGGAUCAAUCCAAUGCGAAUAAACACAAGAGAACAGCAAUAAUCAUUGGGUUCUCAACUGGGGUUUUUAUUCUUAUUAUCGGCGCACUCCUCUGUUUUGUAACGACCGUGAAAAAACAGAGAAACCAAAAGGAACAGACGGAGACGGCCAUACCCACAAUAGAACGGGAUGCAGUGACCACGGCGGAAGUUGCAGCGGCGAUUCAGAUGGAGCAGGAGAACGAGUUGAAAGAGAAAGUGAAGAGAGUGCAGGGAAUGAAAGUAGCCAAGGGUGGGAAUCUGGUAUUCUGUGCGGGAGAGGCGCAGCUCUAUACGCUGGACCAACUGAUGAAAGCGUCGGCGGAGUUACUAGGGCGAGGCACAAUGGGGAUCACAUACAAGGCAGUGCUGGAUAACCGUCUGAUCGUGACGGUGAAGCGGCUGGAUGCCGGAAGAUUAGCCGGCACAUCGAAGGAGAUGUUCGAGCAGCACAUGGAAUCGGUGGGUGGACUCAGGCACCCCAAUUUGGUCCCACUUAGGGCUUAUUUCCAGGCUCAUGAAGAAAGGCUUCUCAUCUACGAUUACGAACCCAAUGGCAGUCUCUUCUCCCUCAUCCACGGUUCAAAAUCCACAAGGGCAAGGCCACUCCACUGGACCUCAUGCUUGAAGAUAGCAGAGGACGUAGCACAGGGCCUGGCUUACAUCCACCAAGCAUGGAGGCUCGUCCACGGCAAUCUCAAGUCCUCCAACGUCCUCCUCGGUCCCGACUUCGAAGCCUGCAUUGCUGACUACUGCCUUACGGCUCUUACCCCUUACCCACACGAAGACGAUACCAACACCACCGCAUAUAAAGCCCCGGAAUUGGCCCGAAUUUCCGACCGCCAAGUAACGUCUAAAUCCGAUGUUUAUGCAUUUGGAAUUCUGUUGCUGGAGCUUUUAACAGGAAAACCUCCAUUAGAGCACCCAUUUUCGACACCAGAAGAGGUGGCGAAUUGGGUGAGGUCCAGUAGGGAAGAGAACGAAAGGGGAAUGGAAAGUCUGGGAAUGUUGGUUGAGGUGGCUGUUGCUGCUUGUUUGAACUCUCCCGAACAGAGGCCGACAAUGUGGCAAGUACUAAAGAUGUUACAAGAGAUUAAAGAAACUGUAUUAACUGAGGAUGGUGAAUUGGACCCACAUUCCUCGAUGUCUUAAAUUAAAUUAGUAAAUAGUGUAGUUGCCUACAGGUUUUUUGAAUGCUGAGUAAUUAUGUUUGAGGAAAAAAUUGUUUUGUGCUGCUAGCUCAAUGGUAACACAUGUCAUCAUCCUGUUGCCUUACGUCCACAAUAUCUCUUUACGAUAACUUUAUGUUUCUUGGUUGCAGAUCACCUUACCCAUCGAUCCCAGUAACUGUAUAUACUAGCUAGGCUCAUUAACUAUAUAGUCUUGUUGCUUUCUGUGGCAAAUACCGACAAAUUUUCUUGGCAGUCAUCAUUUAUGGCUCAUUGCAUCAGAGGGUGAGAUGAAGAGAUGCCGAAAUGGUCCUUAUCGCACGCAAGGGAGCAUUGAUGAGUGUUUGUAAUUGACUAGGAGACGGUGGUCCUUCCCUUCGAUGGAGUGUGGAUGAUAAGACUUGUAGUUGUGAUUUGGAAAUGGGGGUGUGGGGCCUCAUCCCUUCUUAU